Molecule: messenger RNA, 705 nt
Organism: Dama dama (fallow deer)
Lineage: Eukaryota; Metazoa; Chordata; Mammalia; Artiodactyla; Cervidae
Exons: 4
Coding region: 1-705 (234 amino acids)
Source: RefSeq, a predicted model, not a curated record
AUGGCUUCCUCCUUGGCCUCUGCCUCCUUGGGUCCCUCUUGGCGGCCACCUGGAAUGCCUCCCGCUCCCGCCCCCUCCCACCGCCCGCUGCCCCGCAGCCCCGCAUCCCCGCAGCAGCCACUGGGGGAACCAAAGAGACAGAAGCCUUCCCAGCUGCCCGGACCACAGACGCCAACACCCCCAGCCCCACACCACACGCCGCCCGCCAGCGCCCAGCACGCUAACCCACGACCGAGGGGCGGCACCAGCAGCGGGCUGCAGGCUGCAGUGACUCGCACCGGCGCGCUCCUGGCAGCGCUAGCCAUCCCAGGUGACUGGGACUCGCUAGAUCGGCUGGCCCGGGGUCCUCCGCCCCAGCUCGCGCCCCCGGCCCGGGAUCGCCGGAAGGGAGGUCGCGGCAGCGGCCCGGCGGCACCGGCGACCGUGGCGACAGCGGCGACAGUGGCGGCGGCGGCUGCGGCGGCGGCGGAGGCUGCGGCGGCGACCGUGGCAGAGGCGGUGGCGGAGGCCUCCGUGGCGGAGGCGGAAGCAGAGGUGGAGGCCGAGGCCUCAGUAGAGGAGGCAGUGGCGGAGGCCACCCUGGGGGAGGCGGUGGCAGCCCUGGCGGAGGAGGAGGCGGAGGCCGCCCUGGCGGCAGCGGCCGUGGCGGUGGUGGAGGCCAGCGAGGCCGAAGCCGCCGCCGCCGCAGAGUGGCGGCGGCGGUAG